Messenger RNA from Aspergillus terreus NIH2624, 1092 nucleotides. Its product is annotated as FAD-dependent oxidoreductase. Gene Ontology annotation, molecular function: D-amino-acid oxidase activity; FAD binding. Bases 1 to 1092 code for a protein of 363 amino acids. The record is from RefSeq and is a predicted model, not a curated record. The transcript is spliced from 4 exons. Lineage: Eukaryota; Fungi; Ascomycota; Eurotiomycetes; Eurotiales; Aspergillaceae.
AUGCUGAUUAUCCACCCUGACAGAGCCGGAGUCUCGGGCUUGACCACAGCCUACCUCCUCUCCAAGGACCCCUCCAAUUGUAUCACGGUGGUUGCGAAACAUAUGCCCGGCGACUAUGACAUCGAGUAUUGUUCGCCGUGGGCUGGUGCCAACUACUGUCCGACUGGCAAGCCCGGUACCCUCCACGCCAAAUGGGAGCGAAACACCUGGCCUGCCCUAAAAGAGCUCGUAGAAAACCACCCCGAGGCGGGGAUCCAUUUCCAAGCCCCAGAAAACAUACUGUACAACCGCAAGAAAGAACAAAGCCCCACGGCCGGCCAGUUCUCCGAGCUCGUGCAGAGAGACCCCUGGUAUAAAGACAUCGUUCCAGACUUCCGCAACAUCCCCGACGACCAGCUCGACCCGACCAUCGACAACGCCUGCAGGUUCACCUCUGUGUGCAUCAACACGCCUGUCUACCUGUCCUGGCUGGUCGGGCAAUGCCGCAAGACUGGCGCCGUCUUCAAGCGUGGCGUGCUCCAGCACGUGAAAGACGCCGCCGCCGCCCACCACACCGGGCAGCCUGCCGACGUCGUCAUCAACUGCACAGGGCUCUCAUCGAAGAAGCUCGGCGGCGUCCGCGAUGACAAGCUGUACCCGGGCCGCGGACAGGUCGUGGUCGUGCGCAACGACCCAGGCGUCAUGCUGGCCACCUCCGGCACGGACGAUGGCGAGGAUGAGCUCGUCUACAUGAUGACGCGCGCCGCUGGCGGCGGCACCGUCAUCGGCGGCUGCUACCAGAAGAACCAGUGGGAUCCGCUGCCGGACCCCAACCUUGCGGUGCGCAUCAUGAAGCGCGCAAUUGCGCUUUGUCCGCAGCUUGUGGGUGAAGGCCAGGGCAUCGAGGGCCUGGACAUUAUUCGCCAUGGCGUGGGACUGCGUCCGCUCCGGGAGGGUGGUGUCCGUCUUGAGGCGGAGAAGAUUGACGGCGUCAAUGUUGUGCAUAACUACGGCCAUGGGGGGUUUGGAUACCAGGCUUCGUUUGGGUGCGCGCAGGAUGUGGUUGCGUUGGUGAAUGAUGUGUUGAAACGGAAGACGCUGGCGAAGCUGUAG